AUGACGAGUUCAGGAAAAAUUGACGAGUAUCUCGGCGAACUGCGUGAUUUUAAGGGAUCUCCAUUUUAUCCGCGUAAUGUUUUAGGAAAGAUACCAAUAUCAGCAGAUAUUAGUGUUAUCAUUUUUUUGUGGUUCAUCGGCAAUACUGAGCCGUUGAGAACAUUUUCAGAACGCUUCGACGUUUCUAUCUCUUCUGUCUUCAGGAUUAUACGAAGAGUUGCCGAUUUUCUUCUUUACAAAUCACCUGAUAUAAUAAAAUGGCCACAAAAUGGUCAAAUUCCAAACAUCACAAAUAAAUUUCAAUUAAUAGCAGGGAUGCCGAAUGUAAUAGGUGCAAUCGAUUGCACACAUGUGAAAAUAGUAACACCCAAAGUAAAUAGUCGUGAUUUUUAUAAUCGUAAAAAAUACCAUUCCAUUAAUUUACAAGGAGUAGUUGAUCCUGAAAUGAGAUUUAUCAACGUUUAUUGUGGUGAACCUGGAUCUCUACAUGAUGCUCGAGUCCUCAGAAGAUCACCGUUAUAUCAUGCAGCUAAUAAUAAUCAGAAUUUACUUUUUCCAAUGAAUACUCACAUUAUUGGUGAUUCUGUUUAUCCCAUCUUUCCAUGGCUUGUUAAACCAUACAAAGAUAAUGGACUAUUGAUUCCAAAUGAAAGGCACUUCAAUCGAUUGAUAUCAACGACAAGAGUUGUAGUUGAGAGAGCAUUUGGAUGUUUAAAAGGUCGAUUUCGUCGAAUAAAAUUCUUCACCGAAUAUACAGAUUUACCAUUUGUUGUAAAAGUCGUUAUGAGUGCUUGUGUUCUCCAUAAUUACUGUAUUAAUGAAAAUGAUACUCCAGUGGAUACCGAUGAAGAUGAUGAUUCAGAUUUUGAAGAUCCAUUGGAUGAGAAUAUUGAUGGUAUUGAUCACAGAGAACGAUUACUCAAGCUUUUGUUAAAUGAAACGUAA
This is a messenger RNA of Chelonus insularis, 945 nucleotides long. Its product is annotated as protein ALP1-like. Bases 1 to 945 code for a protein of 314 amino acids. The transcript has 2 exons. The record is from RefSeq and is a predicted model, not a curated record. Lineage: Eukaryota; Metazoa; Arthropoda; Insecta; Hymenoptera; Braconidae.